AUGCCCAGCCGCGUCUCGGAACUCCCUGGAACAGCUGUGUCAGAGCUCCUGGAUGCACCGCCAGGGUUGAGGAAGCAAGCAUGCGAGUUCAAGGUUGGCUUGGUUGAAACCCCCGAGCCUCCCACUGGCCGCCCAGCAGCACAUUCGGAAGCCGACAGUAUCAGCACGGCCUCCGGAGGUGAAGAUGUCUUGGAUCAUGACUUGGCUGGCGACAACCACGUUGACCAUAACUGGCAUGGCUACAGCACGGAGGGCAUUCCGCAGCAGCCCUCUGCCGAUCCAAAUGCGAACUGCUGGCAAAGGAUGACGGUGCCUUUGAGCGAGCAUUUUGUUGGCCUUCUCUCCUCGCGCAGGGGGAAGCAACGCUUGUGGAUGCUGCGAAAGGAAAGCGGAGCCCAUGCUCAAUUCGACCUUCACUGGCGGGCUAUGCACCUCUGCGGCACACAUCAGGCCAUCUUGAACGCAAUGGCUUUGAUGGAGGUGAUGGAAGGCUUCACCGUGAAGUUGCCCAUGCCGCUGUGGACAGAACUCCUUCGUUGCAGAAACCUCGAUGUCCACGAAGCUCCGCUGUCUUUGGAGCGAGUUCAGGACAUUCUAGGGCGCCGGAUUCACGUCGAGCGCGAGAGCUUCGAGCUACGCGUCUUCGCCCCGCUGGCCGCGAGAGCAGCAACCAUCGGGAAGGUAAAGAUGCUCGCUGCUCUUUGUACCAAGCAGACGGUUGAGCUGCCGGCCAACUGCGACUGGAACAUCAUCAAGGAGCUGCAGGCGUCUGAGAAAGUCACCAUGAAGUUGGAGGGGAGCAGGGUGGAGUUGAUAGGCGUCGUGUCUACCGUGCAGGAAGCUGCAGAGGCUCUGAAAAGCGGAGUUCGUUCUGAAGGGCCCAGGCCAAUAUUUCUCAGGGCACCCCCUGGUCUGACGCACCCUGGGGAAACCCAGGGCUGGCUUUCCGUUUAA
This is a messenger RNA of Symbiodinium sp. CCMP2456, 954 nucleotides long. Lineage: Eukaryota; Dinophyceae; Suessiales; Symbiodiniaceae. The record is from the annotation of a GenBank genome assembly.